Messenger RNA from Melozone crissalis (California towhee), 537 nucleotides. Its product is annotated as olfactory receptor 14J1-like. Gene Ontology annotation, biological process: G protein-coupled receptor signaling pathway. Gene Ontology annotation, molecular function: olfactory receptor activity. Gene Ontology annotation, cellular component: membrane. The annotation marks the transcript as partial. The transcript has 2 exons. NCBI's taxonomy places the organism in Eukaryota, Metazoa, Chordata, Aves, Passeriformes, Passerellidae. The record is from RefSeq and is a predicted model, not a curated record.
CUGCACUAUGGGACCCUCCUGGGCAGCAGAGCUUGUGCCCACAUGGCAGCAGCUGCCUGGGCCAGUGCCUUUCUCAAUGCUCUUUUGCACAGAGACAAUACAUUUUCCCUGCCCCUGUGCCAUGGCAAUGCCCUGGGCCAGUUCUUCUGUGAAAUCCCACAGAUCCUCAAGCUCUCCUGCUCCCACUCCAAACUCAGGGAACUUUGGCUCAUUGUGCUAAGUGCUGAUCUAUAUUUUGGUUGUUUUGUGUUCAUUGUUUUCUCCUAUGUGCAGAUCUUCAGGGCUGUGCUGAGGAUCCCCUCUGAGCAGGGACGGCACAAAGCCUUUUCCACCUGCCUCCCUCACCUGGCCAUGGUCUCCCUGUUUGUCAGCACUGGCUUUUUAGUCUACUUGAAGCCCCCCUCCAUCUCGUCCCUAUCCCUGGAUCUGGCCCUGUCAGUUCUGUACUCGGUGGUGCCUCCACCCCUGGGCUGUGACACGCUGGCCUCUUCCCAAGCCGAGCCGCCGCUGCCUCCCGCUGACAACAUCCACGACUGA